UUGGGAUGGUGAGCACCGAUAUGUACUACCUGAAUAAAGUUAUGUCCAAUCUCUUCCUGGAAACACCUUUAUCUGAUACAGAUAAGACCGAUUUCACAACCAUGGGCAGCAUUACGGACUAUUGGGAGUUUCUAGAAGGACCACUUCUGGAUGGCCUUUUUUGGAACACAUGGUACAAUACCAAUUCCACAUCUAUACAUAAAAACAGCAGCCACAUCUACUAUGAGAACUUGCUGUUAGGAGUACCUCAGAUUCGGCAACUAAAAAUCCGUAACAACACAUGUUCGAUCUAUCCCUCUUUCCGGGCAUUUAUGAAAGUCUGUUAUGGUCAAUAUCGGUAUGUAUAUGAGGACAGAGAAAGCUUUGGCCUCAAGAAUGAUACUGAAUGGUUUUAUUCUUCCUCUCAAACGUUGUCUCCAUGGCACUGGGGCCUUAUUGGUCUGUACGGCAGCGGGGGAUUUAUGUUCACCUUGCCCAAGUCAAAGGAAAAAAGUCUGGAGAAGCUCUUGUUUCUCAAGAAACAUAGCUGGAUCACUAGAGGGACAAGGGCCAUCUUCAUUGAUUUUUCAAUGUAUAAUGCCAAUGUAAACCUCUUCUGCAUAGUCAGGCUAAUUGUGGAAUUCCCGGCAACAGGUGGAGUAAUCCCUUCCUGGCAGUUCCACUCUGUCAAGCUCCUCCGAUAUGUCUCCUAUUAUGAUUAUUUCCUGGCCUCUUGUGAAGUCAUCUUUUGCCUUUUCAUCUUCGCUUUCAUCAUUCAAGAAAUUACAAAAGUGAGGAAGCUGAAAAAAGAGUAUUUUAAAGAUGCCUGGAACUGGCUGGACAUGUUACUGAUCCUGUUGUCCGUUUUUGCUAUUGCCUUCAAUGUUUACCGGACGGUCGAAGUGUCCGAGUUAAUGGAAAAAUUGCUGUCCAAUUCAGAAUCUUAUCCAGACUUCUAUUUUCUUGGAUUCUGGCAGACCCGUUAUAAUAAUAUGAUUUCAGUGAAUGUCUUCUUUGCAUGGAUAAAGAUAUUUAAAUUCAUAAGCUUUAACAAGACCAUGACUCAGUUGUCUUCUACUCUGUCCCGUUGUGCUAAAGACAUCAUUGGAUUCGCCAUCAUGUUCUUCAUCAUCUUCUUCGCAUAUGCCCAGUUGGGAUACCUGGUGUUUGGAUCACAAGUGGAUGAAUUUUCCACUUUUCAGAAUUGCAUUUUUACCCAGUUCCGCAUUGUGCUUGGAGAUUUUAAUUUUGCCAGCAUAGAACACGCAAAUCGGAUUCUUGGGCCAAUUUACUUCAUCACAUUUGUGUUCUUUGUGUUCUUCGUACUGCUGAACAUGUUCUUGGCAAUCAUUAAUGACACAUACUCUGAAGUGAAAGCUGACUUUUCAGUUAUCCCAAGCAGAGAAUUUGAGAUCAGUGACCUUAUUAGACAGAGUUACAACAAAGCUUUAGUUAAGCUCAGAUUGAAGAGACAGACUUCACAAACAGAAGAUGCAUAUAGCAUUAAAAGAAAGGGACAGUCCGCAAGCAGAGUUGAUGUGACCAAAUCUUUUCACAAAGAUCUCAGCAAGAAGCCAAAAACACAGCCUUCCUCAAUUUCAGGAGUUUCUGAACCUGUUUCUCAGCGGGAAUUUCAGAAGCUUUCCAAAUAUAUUGAAGAUCUGGAGAAACAACUGAAAGAUGUGACACUUAAGCUUAAUGAGGUCUCAAAACCUGUUCCCAAAGCGUCUCCGGAAAAGAUAAAGAAGUGAGUGGAAAGAAUAGUGCACACGUUUUAUUAUGGAGUCUAUGGGAGGCUGCACUGCAUCAGCAGGCAUGGCAGUGGGC
Messenger RNA from Anolis sagrei ordinatus, 1806 nucleotides. The record is from RefSeq and is a predicted model, not a curated record. NCBI's taxonomy places the organism in Eukaryota, Metazoa, Chordata, Lepidosauria, Squamata, Anolidae.